Molecule: messenger RNA, 1269 nt
Organism: Endocarpon pusillum Z07020
Lineage: Eukaryota; Fungi; Ascomycota; Eurotiomycetes; Verrucariales; Verrucariaceae
Exons: 4
Coding region: 1-1269 (422 amino acids)
Molecular function (GO): oxidoreductase activity
Source: RefSeq, a predicted model, not a curated record
AUGGACAACAUGACAACAACCUUUGGCACUUCGAGUCCAGCCUAUGUCACCGAGAGCUCUCCAAUGCCUCGAAGCUUGCCGUGGGUGGUGGCUCUUCUGCUUGGAUAUCCAUUGCUGCAACAGUACCUGCGUUAUCGAAGGUUGAACGCAAUGAAGACGAAAUACAACUAUUCCACGAGACAGGAUCUGGCGAAAAUGACGGACCAAGAAGCAUGGGAAAUAUUUAACAAUCUCGCCGAACUUGAAUUCCCCACUAUGUUCGAGAAAGGAAUACAGUUUGCACUGUUUAGAACUUAUGGAAUUCCAACCAUAUCCUCAUUGCUGGUCAAGACAACCCAGCUGUCGACAACGAAGAAUGCCGGCAAGCGUUAUGCAGAUACAGUAGUCCUCCUUGCGGAGAUCUUUGGAAAUAAGCCAACCUCAGAGCGUGCCAUUGACUCCUUUGGGCGUAUGAACUAUCUGCAUGGCGUCUAUCGAGAUGCAGGACAGAUCCUCGAUGACGACAUGCUCUACACCCUCGCCCUGUUUGCUAUCGAGCCGAUCAAGUGGGUUGAACGAUACGACUGGCGAAAGUUUUCCGAUCUUGAGAAAUGUGCAAUGGGGACUUUUAUGAAGAGCAUGGGUGACGCGAUGUUAAUCGACUACGGAAAUCUGCCCUCAGCAGAGCGAGGAUUCAGGGAUGGCAUCCAUUGGCUAGAGGAAAUAUGGCAGUGGGCCGAGGAAUAUGAAAUAAAGCAUAUGGUACCAAAUGAGAAAAAUCACCAGACCGCCAAUGAGACUACCGCUCUGCUGCUUAUAACCAUUCCUGACGCUUUGAAGCCAAUGGGGAAACACGCCGUCAGCGCGAUGAUGGACGACAGAUAUCCUCGUCCUCCGCCCAUCUACUUUCGAGUCCUCGACGUGGUUCUUGCUCUUCGCAAGUAUUUCAUGAAAUACAUCGCUUUACCAAGGCCAAGCUUUAUGCGAUAUCGCUUGCUAGACGACAAAGAGGACAGCAAAGGUCGAAGGGCAGUCCAAAGAUACGAUGCGUAUCCUUUCUAUGUCAGGCCCACGUUUUGGAAUCGUUGGGGUCCGUCCGCAUGGCCAUCGCGUCUCCUAGGCCUUCCUUUGCCCGGAGACAGUGGCGAUAUUUACUAUCCCAAGGGAUACUCGCUACCAGAAGUAGGCCCAAACACAUUCGUUGGCAAGGGCUCGGUGGCAGCAAGCGAAACAAAGGCAAGGCUGAUGAAGGAAAGGACUGGCGGCUGUCCGUUUGCUGUACUACGAUGA